Brassicogethes aeneus is the source of this 1458-nucleotide messenger RNA. Lineage: Eukaryota; Metazoa; Arthropoda; Insecta; Coleoptera; Nitidulidae. The record is from the annotation of a GenBank genome assembly.
AAAGAGCUGGUCGUGGCAGUGCUGGCCGGAGACGAUUUGGCACCGAGGGACGAUAGCCUGGGCUUCGGGGCGCUGCCGGAAGCUUACGCCAGAUUAUGUCUGCUACCUUUAACCACUGAGGAACAUUGCGUGCAAACGGAAGUAGCUCCGGCAAGUCAAAAUCCAAUAUGGAACGCAAACCUGAGUUUUCCGGGCGUUCCGGGAGAAGAACUGCUCGAUAGAUACCUAGAACUAACAAUAUGGGACUUGAUCCCGCACAACGAACACGCCUUCCUAGGCGAAUGCUCCGUGGACUUACAAAAGGCCUUCUUGGAUGACCGCGCUGUGUGGUGCAGACUCGAAGAUCCAAGACAGCUGCGAGGCAAGUCCCCGCACAAUUCGCCAAGAGGAUCCAUUGCUGGUUCCGGGAAAAGAAACGACUUCGGCAAUCAAAGAAGUGUCUCUGACGACGUGGAUUCCAUUGGCGAAUGUGCGAGUUUAUUGCACCCUGACCACGCUUGGGGAUCGAGAAGAGGAUCAUCUCAAUCAGAACAGCUGGAAGUGGAAGUCUACCAGUUGGGCAAAGACUUCUCCAGGUCGCUACCAGGAUCCAGAAGAUCGUCUUUCCAGUCGGCGGAAGAGCAAGCAGCAGCUGAAGCUGCAGCUGUUCCGCCGCCUCCUUCGUACAGCAGAGACAGAAGGCGUAGCAGCUGCACCAGGAUGCUGAGAGAUCCCGAGGAAAUUUUGAAGUCUUUAAAAGCUGUGAAAGGAGAGUUGGGUCGAACUAUGAGCUUGGCUGGAGAGAAACGGCAUAGACGCUCUACAAGCGGCGCAUCAGGCCGCAAAGACAGCGUCAUGGAAAUCGUGGAAACGCCAAAGGAAAUGAGCCCCCCUUCGAGCCCCGAGCGCACCUCGCCCCCGCAUCUCGGCCCCGGCCAAAUUAAGCCGCGCGGCUUCCGCCUAUCGUCGACGCGCCCCGUCGAAAUCAAACUCGGCCUGCUGAUGACCAAGGGCCAGCUGGAGGUGGAAGUCGUGUCCGGGCGUCACAUCGCGCCGCGCGAGACGCCGCCCGACACCUACGUGAAGUGCUACCUGCGCGACGGCGACCGCUGGCUGCAGAAGAAGAAGACGCGCGUGGUGCGGCACAGCUGCGAGCCGCAGUUCCGGCAGACGUUGAGGUAUCAAGCGUGCGACGUGCUGGGCCGCAGCUUGGUGGUGAUGCUGUGGGAGAGGCAGGGCGGCUUCGAGCACAAUCAGGGCAUCGGCGGCGCAGAGGUGGCCCUGGAUUCGCUCACUCUCACUCACCUGACGAUCGGUUGGUAUCCGCUGUUUCCUAUUCACUCGCUCGGCUCUGACUCCAACGAUUCGCCUUGACCUGCUACGUCUCCUCCAGACGAUUCUGAUUAAGCAACAAAAAAAAUUCAUUUUUGUUUAUUUACAAGCAAUUGUUUAAUAAUUUGUGAAGGGUAUAACAACAAC